Molecule: messenger RNA, 600 nt
Organism: Saccharomyces kudriavzevii IFO 1802
Lineage: Eukaryota; Fungi; Ascomycota; Saccharomycetes; Saccharomycetales; Saccharomycetaceae
Gene: PEX17
Product: Pex17p
Exons: 1
Coding region: 1-600 (199 amino acids)
Source: RefSeq, a predicted model, not a curated record
AUGGCAUCGAACACAGUUUUUCCUGGGUAUAUUGACUGGCCUUCCGACGAAAAUAUUAAAAGAGUUGAGAGGAUUAAUCCGACAGUAAAAGCUAUAAAGACCUUAUUGUAUAAUGGUGGUUCAAUUUAUGCGUUCUUCUACUUUGUUGUCGCUAUGUUUGUUGAGCCUAUGUUACGAAAACAGUACUUGCAAAGGCACGACUUUUCUCUAUCUAUUUUGCUUCGUUUAAGGAGAACCAUAGCUCAACUACAAAAAAGGCUGGUGACAACCCCUGUAUCUUCAUUAGGAUACAAUGAACAGAGUAAAUUCGUAGAGAGGUCCACCCAAACUUCAGAUGACAAUAUAACACAAGGUAAUAGCGGCCGUUGGCCCGGAAUAAAUGAUCAAUUACACAGCGUAAAGCGAGAAUUACAAUAUUUUAAUAGAACUUCAGUCCAACCACUUGAAUGUAUAGAUGAUUUCAUUUUUCAAAUUAAGAUGGUGACAGAUCAAGUUGAAUUAACAGAUAAAUCCCAAAAAAUUAUAAAUAAAUCAAGAGAUGUUAUUCAAGGUAUCCGGGAGAUUAAAGGCUGGUUCGUCAAUGGCGUAGUGCCGAAAUAA